AUGGUGAUCAUCUUAAGCAUGCCUGAAGAGAAUAGAUGUUCAAGUACAUAUAAUCAACUCAUGAAUCAGGUAAAGCAAGAGAGAACGAGAAUACCUAAAUUGCCUCAGGCAUUUCAUCGAAUGGCUUACGUUGACAUAAUCACCAAUUUGAAGUUCAAACAAAUAAGAGGGGCAACAAAAUCAGCUAGAUCAUCUACCUCAAACACGUCGUGCAACGUUGGCUGUCGUUGCAUCCCCUCUGUCGGAUCUCUUGCCGUUUACGCUGGUGAAGAACACCGCUGCUUCGUCAUUCCCACCCGCUUUCUCAACCUACUUGUGUUCGUCUCCUUACUCAACAAAGUGGAGGAGGAGUUCGGCUUCCAGACCACUGGCAAAUUCGUCCUCCCCUGCGACGUCGUUUUCUUUAAGGAGUUGUUGAACAUUCUAGAGAGAGAAAAAAGUGGAUUUGGUGCGUUAGAUUUGGAUGAUUUUUUGGAGAUGUUUUCCGAUCUGGCCUCCGAUUCAUAUUCUCUUUGUAAAAAAGAUACAAUUUAUGAUGCUCAUAUCUUCACUUCGUUGUUGUAG
Messenger RNA from Lactuca saligna, 564 nucleotides. Lineage: Eukaryota; Viridiplantae; Streptophyta; Magnoliopsida; Asterales; Asteraceae. The record is from the annotation of a GenBank genome assembly.